This is a messenger RNA of Eruca vesicaria subsp. sativa (arugula), 1698 nucleotides long. The record is from the annotation of a GenBank genome assembly. Lineage: Eukaryota; Viridiplantae; Streptophyta; Magnoliopsida; Brassicales; Brassicaceae.
AAUGUUCUGUAGUAAAAACAUUCGGUAAAGAUCUGAGCUUUUCCGCUAUGAACUUCUUCACAUCCGUCUUCUCCGACGAUCCGGAUCCUCCAGGAACCGAAUCAGAGUCAGAGGAGCACGAGAAUCCAGACCAAUCUAAUCCUAACGAAGACGACGAAGGCGGAUGGAGCUUCGGCGGUCUGAUGAAAACCAUAGCCGACAGAUCCGAAUCCGUGAUCGAAACAUACCGACGAGAUCUAGAGGAGUUCGGUACAGGUCUAAAGAAAGAGAUCGAAGUCGCGCAGGGAUCUCUCGGUACCGUGGGACACGUCAUCGACGAGUUUGGGAACACGGUGAUAAAAGGAACGGCUGAGAUCAUCGCUCAGGGUAAAGAAGCGAUCUUAGCCGCUGGUAACGAAUCUGAUUCGUCUGAUAACAACAACAAUAGCGGUAUUAAUCGUCGUGAUAGCUUUAGCUCGAAGCCGUAUAGUCGUUUCGAUGCUCAGGUUCGUGUUGUUCAAGGGGAUGUUGGUACUUAUAGUGAAGAGCCUGAGGAUUUGGAUGAGUUCAAGAAGUGGGGAUCUGAGUUUUCUUUGGGGGAGAGAAGUGAGGAGAUGGGGGAGUUGUUGGAGGGGAAUGGAGAUAUGAGAGGAGUGUAUAAGAGGGUUGUUCCUAGUGUGGUUGAUCAUGAGACGUUUUGGUUUAGGUAUUUUUAUAAGGUUUAUAAGCUUAAGCAGGCGGAGGACUUGAGGGCUAAUCUUGUGAAACGAGCUAUCUCUGCUGAUGAUGAGGAAGAGUUGAGCUGGGAUAUUGAUGAUGAAGAGGAGGCUAGCGAGAAAGUUACUGAAGUUACCAAAGAAGGGAGUGAUGAUAUGGGUAGUGGAGACGUUAGCGAAACUGUGAAGGAUUCUGUGAGUGAAAAGAGCGUGAAAGAUGAAGUGGCAAGUGCAGGUUCAGUGACUGAAGUGAGCAAUGUUGGUUCCAAGACAGAGACUGAUUCUGAGGAGAAAAAGGAAACUGGUAGUGAGAAAGUUCCAGAAUCAAAAAUAGUUGUUGAUGCUGCAAAACAAGUAGUUGAUGCUACUCCUCCUGCAUCUGAUGAGUCUUCAAUUCAAGAUUCGGGCAAAAAACAGGAAGCUGUUCAAGAAUCUGAUAAAAGUGCUCCGUCACAAGAAGACUCAGAUAAACCAGAUGGUGCUGCUUCUUCAGUAGUUCAAGGCUCAGGUAAGCCAGAUGGUGCUGCUGCUUCAUCAACUCAACAACCAUCAGAAGAAGAGGAUUUGGGAUGGGAUGAGAUUGAGGAUAUGAGUAGCAUCGAUGGUAAGGAAGCGAGUAGAACUUCUGGUGGUAGUCCAAACAGAGCUGAGCUGCGUAAACGUCUGAGUGCUGCAGAGGAAGAUGAAGAGUUAAGUUGGGACAUUGAAGAUGACGAAGACGAAUCAUCAAAAGCUUAAUAUAGUAUCAUAGUGGUGUGCUUUCCCCCUCCUGCAGUACUUGUUUUUGUAAGUUUCUGGUCAUUUGCCUCCAUUCUUCACUUGUUUUCUCUUAUACGUUCUGUUUAAUUUGAUUUGAAUAUAUGCAAACAUUUGAUUUGUUCUCAAAAUAGUAUUCCCAUUAGAUUGAGAAUUAUAUGUAUGAGUCUAGUUAUCUUUCUGUUUUCUUAUGAACUUAUGUACCACUUUGAUAUUCAAGUUAUAGAUCAAAUUACAAGGAGAUUCG